AUGGAUGAAGGUGACGAUUAUGUACCACAGAUAUCUCAGCUCGAUUAUUCACUUGUGGGUGAUGCUUCAGCUGUUAUCUCCAGCGACAGCUCUAUUUAUUCGGCACAGCCACAAAUUUCUGUUGGUCAGAACCAGAUGCAUUACGGGAAUUCCGCAAAUAUAAUGCCGCAGAGACAUGUUCAGUCUAUGGAAUCUAUAGUUACAUCUCAGCUUCAAAUGAUACCAAAUAUGGCUCAAUUGCCCUCAUCAUUGCCUGCAACUAAUCAAAAGCCUAAAACAACAAGGAGGCGGAAAAAUGCGCAGCAGAAUCAUGGCAACGAGAACCAGCAGCAAAUCAAUUCUGUUGGAAUGCAAGCAGCGGUUGUUUCUUCGGAACAACAACAACAACAACAACAACAACAACAACAACAACAGCAACAGCAACAACAGCAGCAACAACAACAGCAGCAACAACAGCAGCAGCAACAACAACAGCAUUAUAUGAUGGGAAAUGUAAGUUCGGUACCGAAUGUUGGUGGGAUUCCGCAGAAAUCGUUGAUGAACCAAAUUCAUUCGCCAGGACUACAACAGAUGAUGGGAAAAUUAGGAAACGAAUCACAGAUGCGUCAGUUACAUGAUCCUUAUGGUCACCAACAACAGCAGCCGUGGUAUCAAGACCAUCACCAGCAGCAACCUCCUCAGCAGCCAAUGUCGUAUCGUCCCCCCAGUGAUUUUUUGUCGUCAAAUUCAUAUAACGGUCGUCCUCUGCCUCAGCAACCGUAUUAUUCCCAACAACAAGAAAUGCGUUUUUCGCAUCCGUAUUACCAGCAUGCUGGUUAUCCUUCUUCGUCUCAAGUUGGAAAUUAUUCUAUUUCAAGCAUGCGUUCUUCUGUACCAUCUGGACAUAUGUCCUCCCAGUAUUAUCCGGAACAAAAUCAAGGCAUGCACGAACUUGAUCGCUAUUAUGCAAUGCAUAAUAACCACAUGAUGAGGCCAAAUGAGGAGAUGCAACCGAUGCCUGCCAUGCAGCAGCCCCGUCCCAAUCACUCUGCAUCGUCUUGGCAAUGCCCGGGUAUUCCAAACGUUCCAGGGUACGGCAAACCAAACUCUUCUUCUCAUCAGUAUUCUUUACAGAUGGAAAUGCGGCAGGUUGAACAGCAGUUACAAACUAUGUAUGACAUUCCGAACAGAACGAUACAAAUGGCACAUCAAAUCGAGCAGCUGCAAAUGAGGCUUCAGUAUUUACAACAGUGCACGUCAAUGGCUGAUUGUCGUAUCCCUUCACAACCUCAAGUUACAGAAAAUGCACAGCAGCAGCAGACUCAGCAGCAGCCAGUUUCUGUUAUGCAGCGAGGUUCUGAAGUUCAGGUCAGUAUCAAGCCAGAUAUGCCUGGGCAUACUCUGAUCAGUGUUUAUCAUCAGUAUCCAUCUAAUGCGACCCCUACUUCCAAUGCUUUCUCAUCUGACAGUUCAAAUUUAAAGGACUGUAUUCCUCCUGAGCCGACUCCUUCAACCGUCAGGAAUUCCGAAGGCAGUCGACCGAACAUUCCUCCAGUUGAACAGCCUUUACCUAUGACGAGCAGUAUACACAGUUUACCUAACAGUACAAUUGAAAGUAAGCAGAAUAUGAACUUAAAUUCGAAUAAUCGACUUGUCGACGUGCCGGUGACUACUGCUUCAGUUGACGUGGUGAAGAAUAAUGCUGAGUGCGUGACGAAACCGAAGAGUGAAUCUUUAGGGAGUCCGGCUUUAAACAGUUAUAAAGCGGCUGAAGAAACUGUUUCAAACGAGCAAGAGGAUGGGAAUUUCCGUGCUGUAAAUGUUGAGGAUCAAAAUGAACAUCUUGAGAGUUCGAAUGAGAAGCCGACAACACCAUCAGCUCAAGUUGAAGAGAAAGAGGAGGAGGGUAAAUGUGAAAGUAAUUCUUCUGUGGAUCGUAGCGUUUUAGAAAUUGUGGAAUCUGUUCAUCAUGCUGAAAUGGAAGCGCGACAGAUGUCUAAAAGUGAAUCCGAUGAUACAGAAAUUCUUCCAAAAGAGGCUUCGACAAGUGAAAAAUCUGAGGAAGAUGUCAAAGCUGAACCAUCAAGUAUACCAUCUCCGAAAGCACAGUCGUGUCCUCCGUCCCCAAAGGAGGAAGAUUCGAUGAUCGAAGAGAUCUUACCAGAGGAAGGUGAUAACAGUGAAGGAAAGUGUGAUCAGAAGUCGGUCUUGUCAGGAGACGAUAAUGUUUCAUUAAAAGCUGAAGAAUGUAAAGAAGAGGAAGAACCUGAGGAUAAAAAAGAUGCUAAAACAGAGGAAGUUCAGGAUGAGGUUAAAAGUCAGUCCGAAGAUGCAGCUGUUCCAGCGGUGGACAAUUCGGAUGUGAGUAGGGCAGAGUCAGUUGCUGAGGAGGAGCCUUGCUCUGUUUUAAAAGAUGAUGAAAAAUCCCAAGAACCAGAGAAUCAAAACUCAGAGCACGAGUUGGAAGAGGCUGCGCCAAAUGUCUGUAACGAUGAAGAUACGGCUAAAGAAAGCGUGACUACAAAAGAUGUUAAUACAUCUAGAGAAAGUACUGUAGUUGCACCGGAAGAGAAGAUAGUGACUGAGAAACGGCAUAAUACGAAAAGAAAAGCCCGAGGAGGCAGAAGAGCAAUUCCAUUUAAGAAAAAAAAACGAGACGAGUAUGCCUCGGACGGCGGUGAGGACGAAGACUUUGUCCCUGAACAGGCGAGAAGGUCUCGGAAAAAGGGCAGAGUUAGAAGAAGAGAAAUCGAAAUUGAUCCAUCAGAACUACCAGAUGCCUGUGUUGAGAAGAGAAGAUCAGGACGUAUGCUUGGAGUCGAGAAAAAAAGCUAUGAUUUGCAAGCUAAAUGGGAUGAGAUGGAAGAGGAGCUCGUGGAUAACGAUUCCAGUGCGAAUACAAAGGAAGUCAAAAAAGAAGAACCGAGUGAAUUCGUUGUAGAAAAAAUUAUAUCUCUCAAAAAAAAUGGUGAAAAUCCGGACACGUAUUUUGUUAAAUAUAGAAAUAAGGCCUAUAUUCAUUGCACUUGGAAAACCCAGGCAGAAUUGGAGGAGGGCGAUAAAAGAAUUGCAGCAAAAAUCAAAAGGUUUUUGCAGAAAUGGUCUCAUAACCCUGACCAGGAUGAAGAAGAACAGUUCAAUAGUGAUUUUGUAAUUGUUGAAAGAGUUUUGGACCUCACGGACACUGAGGAUGGCAGUUUUGCGUAUGUAAAGUGGCGGUCCCUCCCGUACGAGGAAGCUACUUGGGAGAAGUCUGAUAUUAUUGCAAAAGAAAAAAUUGACAGUUGGCGUGCUAGAAACGCUGUGGAUCCUGUGAAAUUGAAACCGAAACCUCGACCUACAGCUUCAGAUUGGUCUAAAAUUCCUGAUGACACAACUUUUAAAGAUGAAAAUUUGUUGAGAGAGUACCAGUUUGAAGGAGUCAAUUGGCUGCUUUACUGCUAUUAUAAUAGGCAGAAUUGCAUUCUCGCUGAUGAAAUGGGGCUGGGCAAAACUGUGCAAACGAUAUGUUUCCUUCAAAAAGUUUAUGACUAUGGUAUACACGGUCCAUUUUUGAUAGUGGUUCCUCUUUCAACUAUACAUAACUGGCAAAGGGAAUUCGAGAUUUGGACCGAUAUGAACGCUGUUGUUUACCACGGAAGUGCUACUAGUCGGCAAUUGAUACAACAGACAGAAUUUUAUUAUGAAUCUAGCGACCAAAAACUUGUUAAGAAGAAUGUUGUCAAGUUUGAUGCUUUAAUCACAACGUUUGAGAUGGUUGUCAGUGACUGUGAAGUUUUGAAAAAAUUCAAUUAUCAAGUUUGUGUGAUUGAUGAGGCGCACCGCUUGAAGAAUCGCCACUGCAAAUUGUUGACAGGAGGGUUGUUAUCAUUCAUUUUGGAGCAUCGCUUAUUGUUGACUGGAACUCCACUGCAGAAUAAUAUUGAAGAGCUUUUUUCUCUUUUAAACUUCUUGGAACCUGAACAGUUUCACAGUUCUGCUGCGUUCCUAGAACAGUUCGGGCAGUGUCAAACAGAAGAACAAGUUCAGCGUCUUCAAGGAAUAUUGAAACCGAUGAUGCUGCGACGGUUGAAGGAAGAUGUUGAAAAGUCAUUGCAGCCGAAAGAAGAAACUAUAAUAGAGAUCUGCUUGUCGAAUACGCAGAAAAAGUACUAUAGGGCCAUUCUAGAGAGGAAUUUUUCUCAUUUGUGUAAAGGCACGUCUGUACCGUCAUUAAUGAACGCUAUGAUGGAGUUGCGGAAAUGCUGCAAUCAUCCAUUUUUAAUUAAUGGUGCUGAGGAGCAAAUCAUCUCAGAAAUGAAAUCUAUUCAUCCAGACUGGAGUGAGGAAGAACUUUAUCAAAAUGCAUUAGUGCAAUCUUCUGGGAAGCUUGUGCUUAUUUCAAAGUUGUUGCCCAAACUGAAAGCGGACGGUCAUAAGGUCCUCAUUUUUUCUCAGAUGGUCCGAGUGCUUGACAUCAUCGAAGAAUUUCUUGUUGCACAGAGUUAUACGUUUGAGCGUAUUGAUGGGAAUGUAAGAGGCGAUCUACGUCAAACAGCAAUUGAUCGUUUCAGCAGAAAAGACUCUGAUCGCUUUGUCUUUUUACUUUGUACUCGCGCUGGUGGUCUCGGAAUCAAUCUAACUGCUGCUGAUACUGUUAUUAUUUUUGAUUCUGACUGGAAUCCACAAAAUGAUUUACAGGCUCAAGCUCGCUGCCAUCGAAUAGGGCAAACAAAGAUGGUAAAAGUGUAUCGCCUGAUUACCUGCAACACUUACGAACGGGAAAUGUUUGAUAAGGCUUCGCUGAAAUUGGGUCUUGAUAAGGCAGUACUACAGUCAACUACAGCUCUGAAAGAUACAUCGCAACAGCUUUCAAGAAAGGAAAUUGAGGAAUUGCUCAAGAAAGGAGCUUAUGGAGCGAUAAUGGAAGAAAAUAACGAGGAAAGCAAGUUCAAUGAAGAGGAUAUUGAUACAAUCUUACUGAGGCGAACUACGACCAUCACUUUAGAAGCUGGUAUAAAAGGAUCAACGUUUGCGAAAGCAUCUUUCAAUUCCUCGACGAAUCGAGAGGAUAUCGAUAUCGAUGACCCUAAUUUCUGGUCCAAAUUCGAAGACAAUGUUUACAAAGCUGAAGCUGGUGAAGACAGUGAUGGAGAUGAAAGUGAUGAAAGUGUUAAAGGCCGGAAAAAAGGUGACAGAAAAAGCGAUCGCAAAAGACGUAGGGAGGACGAAGAAUACCGACCUGAUGAGUUGGCGUUCAAUAAAAGCGAAUAUUUUAAGGUUGAAAAACUUUUGGGCCAGUACGGUUGGGGUCGCUGGAAGGUAAUGCGCGAUGCAUGCGACUUUAAGGAAGAAAUCACAGAAGCCGAUGUUGAGCAUAUUUCGAGAACCUUGCUUCUCCACUGUAUUCGUGAGUAUAGAGGUGAUGAAAAAAUACGAGAGUUUAUAUGGAAGUUAAUAUCUCCUAAGGGUACCCAAGCUCCGUCACCAGCAAAGAGUCCAACCCAGAAAAAACCGACAGGCUUAACCUCAGUGUUUCAUGAAGGUUGGGCAGCAUUGCCGGAAUACAAUCCUCCUGCUUUUGCAGUUGACUCGUCUUUCCAACGUCAUGUUCAUCGACAUUCGAAUAAGCUGUUAGUUCGAAUGCAUCAGUUGAACAUUUUAAACUCUGAGGUUAUUGGUAACCGUGGGGAGGCAAUAAUGGAAGGUAAGAACGCGAAAGAAAUUAAUUUAGUAGUUGAGAUGCCUGAACCGUUGGUUCCUGGCUGGGACUCAAAUUGCGACAAAUGCCUUCUAAUUGGAGCUUAUAAACAUGGCUUGGAAAACAUUGAAGCAUGGCAUAAUGACGAGGCUCUUUGCUUCUUAGAAAAAGAACUGAAUCCAUUUCCAUCCUGUGCAGAGAUGCUGAGUCGUUUUCGUAAAUUGUUAACAUAUUUCCAAAGGAAACGGACAACUCCAGUUGUUACCGCUGCCUGGACCCAUCGGGAAGAAACUGAGUUUAUGCGCGUUUUGAAAAGCUAUGGAGUUAAAGACGAUCCUUCCUCGAGGAUAUCGUGGACUCGAUUCAGACAGCUUUGUCCAGCUAUUGAAAAGCGGACCGAUAGUGAACUUAUGGAACAUCUUUGUUGCGUUUUUUCGAUGUGCACAAAACAAUUAGACAACCCAAUAUCGGCAGCUGAAUUACAGCGAGCUAUGAAAGUGGAACCAAUCUCCGCUCGGCAAGCUCAGAAACUUGUCCAUCGUAUGAACAUGAUGCGGCAAAUUCAUAACUGGUGUGAAUCUAUAGCAGAAAAAAGAUCUGUAUUAAAAUUGUGUUCAGUUGAGGCUAUGCCAAGUGGUUGGUCGGUUGAGCAAGAUGAAGACCUUCUUGUUGUUGUGGACCAGUUCGGCCUUGACAACCUGUCGAGCAAUAUUAAUCAGAGACCAGCUUUCCAAAAUGUUGCUCAUCCGGAUGAAAAGACUCUCUUGAGAAGAGUGGCUGAAAUAUACACAACUUUACAUACAAAUAAAUGGAAUGGGACGGCUUCAAUUGAAAUGCUUGAAGAUUCUGAUGUUGCAGAAGCAGAAUCUAACUCUGUUAUGCAAUCUCGUUCGAGAAGGGGGCGUAAAAAGGGUAGUUCUGUUGUGAACUCUUUACACGAGAUAGGGGACGUGGAGAAAGAAAAAAUGCGGGCCCUCGCUCAUCAGUCGUUUCUGCAGAGGCUUGAACAGUUCCCUCUCUCGGCUGCUACAGCUGCAAUGGCACAAGGAUUGUUCUUACCUCUUCUCUCUAGUGCAACUCCAGCUCAACAAGCAGCUAUGCUUUCUCUGUUUGCUUUACCCGCGACGAGUUCAGCAUCUUUGAGUGCCCGGAUUUCCCAGCAAACCCCUAAUCGAAAUUCUUCAAAUGAAAUUGACAAUGCAAACAAUGACGUACUUAACCUUAGCAAAAAGAGAAAUACCGAUAAGCCUGCAGCUGCACAAGCUUUAUUAAAUCCGGUGAAUACAGACCAAGCUGCAGUUUUAAAUAAUCUUAACCUCUCUGAAGUGUUGGCAUUAGCCAGUUUGCCACCUGAUACUCGUGUUCCUGUUAUUAAUACUGAGACUGGACAGCGUUUGACCGGUGAACAGGCACCAAAAGUGGGGAAUUUAGGUCAGUGGUUGUCAGCGAAUCCAAAGUUCGUCAUGGAUAUUUCAGCAGCAUCUACCAGCAACGUAAUUCCUUCUACAAAGCCCACGAUGGAAAAAGCAGUUAGUUCAAAAACAACUCUAGAAGUAAAGAAGCCAGAAAAAAAUCCUAUUUUAACGUCUGCAACGAAGGAUGCUGCGUCAACUGGUGCAAGUUCUAUAGAGUCUGUGAAAGAGGAGAAACUUCAAACUUCUUCGAAGAAACUUGCUCCUUUUGAAAAUAGUAGUAAUGAAGUUGUUAAAACUCCUGUCUCGAAUAAGAAAACUGCUUCAUCUACGUCGAACGUAUUAGAGCCGGGUGAAAUACCAAGGCCUUCGUGUUCCACAUCAGCGAUUAUUGCAGAACAGCCUAUUGCCGUUUUUAAGCGAAGUAAUAAUAAUUUGCUGCCUGCGGAUAAGUGGCCACCACUUAAAUCCUUAGCAGCUUGGCUUGACAAACAUCCGGAGUAUAACGUCCAUUCGUCUAGUAUGCAACUAGCUGCUACUAUACUGUCGAAAUCGUAUGCCGACCGGCUUGGAGGUGACGUAGCAUCCAGUAGUUUAGAAGCAAUGCAGAUGCAGAUGAUGCUGCAACAGUCUUUAGUCAGUCAAAGUCUUUUGGGUUUGGGAGCGUUUCCUACGCUUAAUCCGUUCAUGUUGUCUGCUGCAGCAACCGGUGCAACGGGUUCUAAUAAGAACUCUUCAAAGGAGAUAUUGAAUCCGAUGCUUGCUACCUUGAUGAAUUCGACCACUAGCGCCCUACAAUUACAGCAAAUGCAGUCCUUGUUGGCGCUAGACCCGUCGUUGCUCCUCCAGGCUGCUGUUUCUGCUCCAGCUUCCCUCUUACCAUCACCGUCCACAACGAACACUUCUAUUCCCAAACCUUCAAUAAAGAAAGUUAGUGGCAGUAAGGGGCGACUGAAUGCCGUCGUUGAAAAACUGUCGUCAAACCAAAGCUGA
This is a messenger RNA of Enterobius vermicularis (human pinworm), 8064 nucleotides long. The record is from the annotation of a GenBank genome assembly. Lineage: Eukaryota; Metazoa; Nematoda; Chromadorea; Rhabditida; Oxyuridae.